Messenger RNA from Staurois parvus, 344 nucleotides. Lineage: Eukaryota; Metazoa; Chordata; Amphibia; Anura; Ranidae. The record is from the annotation of a GenBank genome assembly.
UCAUGCUGCUGCCAAGUCCAAGUCUCUCAUGGGUCCCUGUACGGCCUCCCAUUGCUGCUGUCUCCAUCGCCACACUCUGCCAUGUGCCACUUUCAGGUCUCCUCACACUGCUGGUGUGUUCCAUUUUUUGUCAUAGGGUGCUGGCAGAUUACGGGCCUCCCAUAGCUGCUGCCAGGCCCCUAAUCUGCCAUGGGCCCCUAUAUACCGCCUCCUCAUGCUGCUGCCAAGUCCAGAGUCUCUCAUGGGUCCCUGUACGGCCUCCCAUUGCUGCUGCCUCCAUCGCCACACUCUGCCAUGUGCCACUUUCAGGUCUCCUCACACUGCUGGUGUGUUCCAUUUUUUGU